Messenger RNA from Hippocampus comes (tiger tail seahorse), 4787 nucleotides. It is a transcript of the gene sox18, whose product is annotated as SRY-box transcription factor 18. Bases 416 to 2014 code for a protein of 532 amino acids. Gene Ontology annotation, molecular function: DNA-binding transcription activator activity, RNA polymerase II-specific; RNA polymerase II cis-regulatory region sequence-specific DNA binding. Lineage: Eukaryota; Metazoa; Chordata; Actinopteri; Syngnathiformes; Syngnathidae. Gene Ontology annotation, cellular component: nucleus. The transcript is spliced from 2 exons. The record is from RefSeq and is a predicted model, not a curated record. Gene Ontology annotation, biological process: positive regulation of transcription by RNA polymerase II; angiogenesis; vasculogenesis.
CCUCUGCGAAUACACAUAUGCAUAUAUAAAAAUAUGCUCAGCGUGGGUCGGUGAACUCUGGCCACAAGUUCUCAAAGUUCCGAGCGGGAAGGACAGAUGCGAGCCAGUGAGUCAGACAGCUCAGAACCAGCAAACCAGUCGCUCCAAAACGAAGGCAGUGGGAAAAGCAGAGACUUGGUGGAAUAUCUUCUGAGGAAUAUUUUGGUUUCUGUCCCAUUGUCCCGCCCCUGUCGGAUCUCCAUGUUUGUACUCAGGAUUUGUGGUCCAAAUCCAUCACACUCUCCCGAUCCGUCUCCCCUUCAUCUGAAAGCGUGUGUGCUUAUCCCUGAAACUUUGCAACCCAACAAACUGAGACAGACGUUUGCAGAAUUCCACUUGGACUAAAAUCAAAGUAGUCAGCAAGAGCAGUUCUGGAAUGAAUUUAACCGAGACCAGCUUGUCUCGGGGGGCUCUGCUGCAUCCCGGCCAGGUGUCUCUCGUGAGUCCGACGUGGGCCUCAAGGACCCCAAGUCCUGCUUCUGAUCUUGAAAUGGGGUUUGAGCAGAACAUCUCCGGAGACUGCAGCUCUCCCAGUGACCACGGAGGCACCAGGAGAGCAGAGCCCAGGGGGCUCGCCACAGAAGGGGGCCUGAGUCCAGAUCUGGCGGGAGGCUCGGGCAAUGGCAAGGGUGUGGGGGGCGAGCAAAGGAUCCGUAGGCCCAUGAAUGCCUUCAUGGUAUGGGCAAAAGAUGAGAGGAAGCGACUCGCCUUGCAGAACCCAGACCUUCACAACGCUGUGCUCAGCAAGAUGCUCGGCCAGUCAUGGAAGGCAUUGAGUUCUACGGAAAAGCGUCCUUUUGUCGAGGAAGCAGAGCGUCUCCGCCUUCAGCACCUCCAGGAUCACCCAAACUACAAGUAUCGGCCUCGCCGCAAGAAGACCACAAAGAAACUCAAGCGCGUCGAACCGGGGCUCUUGCUUCACAGCUUGGCUCAGAGCCAUAGCAUGGGUCCGAGCAUUGUCCCUGGAGAAAGUGGCUCUGGAACCUCUCCGUACGGACAUGUGCCUCACCACCACCAUCACCACUCCCACCACCUGCUGCCCUCUCUGGGGCACUUCAGGGACCUCCAGGCACCGGGGCACCAAGAGCUGGAGAGCUACGGCCUGCCCACCCCGGAGAUGUCCCCUCUGGAUGUUCUGGAAAACGGUGCAACUGAAUCAGUCUUCUUCCCCCAGCAUGCACAGGAGGACGCAGGGAUGGGAGGCUGGAACAGCUACCACCAUCCUCACCACCAUAAUCCGCAUUACAGCCAUCACUAUGGCAACCACCACAACCCUAUGCAUGGUACGCCCGCACAGAGCCGGAGUCCAGGAAUGAAUGUGGGGGUGAGUGCAAGUCGGAAUCCCAGAAUGGCCUCGGUCGAAUCAAACAUGGCUUCGAGCAUGAGCCCGGUUCCUUCAAGCGGUUCUCGGAUGAACCCAGCGCAAACAUCAGGCCGCCAUAUCACCUUGAGGAGUCCCAUGAAAUGCCCACCACCUUCCCAUGACUCCUUGUCCUAUCCCCAGUCCUCAAUCAGCCUCCAUGAGACAGUUAAGCCGCACCAAGGCUCCCUUCCUCUCAGCUACUACGGCCAAAUGUAUGGCAGCGCAGCCUCCAAUUUCCCCCCGACUCACUUGGGCCAGCUUUCGCCUCCUCCUGAGCCCUCCCCCAAUUCCUGCUCAUCUUUCCUCCCUCCUGUGCAUAUAGCAGACCCAUCCAAUUCGGACUCAGCUGCUCAUCUGGGGCCGUCUUCUUCGGCUGAAUUCUGGUCAGAGGUGGACAGGCAUGAAUUGGACCAGUACGUAAAUACGGCAAGAAACCGAGAGGAGGCCUUUGGACAAGGCGGGGUUGGGUCCAAAGUUCUGGUCUGGCGCGGUAGCGGUGGCGUUAGCAGCGCUGACAGAGAUGGCGGUAGCGAAGAAGGAGUCAGCCCUCUUAUAUCUGCUCUUUCUGAUGCUAGCAGUGCCGUUUAUUACAGUGCAUGUAUCACUGGCUAACACUUAAAUGUGUGGAUGGACCUGAGUGUGGUUUGGAUUCAUUUGAUGGGACGUGUUACGCUUCGACGUUGGCUCAACUCUUUGUCUUGCUUACACCCACGUGAUCCCAAUUAAAACACAAAGGAACAUGGAGAAGAAAAAAAAUGUGCCGGUUAAAACCAAAUACUGGUAAAGAAGUCACUCAGCAGUAAAUACUUAAAAAUGGAAUGCAUUCCUUGGCUACAAUGUGCUAGCUGUGUUUCGAGUUAACAACAGAGUGGCCCAAUAUGUCACAACAUUAGCACUUGUGAGUCAAUCUCAUUUUUGAUCUCUUUGAAUAAGGGAUUACAACACCUAAACUUUGACAAUCUAAAAGAUGGACGCGUUUAUACAUUCAUAAUUCAGGUGCGGUGGUUUCAGCGGUGACAAUGUCACACUGGAGUGUACCACUAACUAACUGGAAGACUUCACCAUCAAACUGGAAGACACAUUUCAAGGUCAAAGUCAAAUACCUUGCGGUCUUGAUGAGGUUGAGAUGAAUUGAAGGUGCUGAUUUAAUGGCCGCAUGAAGGCCAAGCUCACGAGAAAAGCCGGCUCAUGGGAGAACUCGAUCCGACCUCCAUGCGCGUGUUUCCGGGAAAGCCUCGGCCACAAAGCCGGGGUGGAUCACUGAGGUCUCCCACAAGCUAUUCAGAUGUUUUACAAGAUGGCUUUAGGUUUGUUCCUGAGUGAGACUUGUGAUAUAUUUCUUAUUUCCUCACUUGGUGCCAACAUGUCUUUUGGCAAAUGUGACCCUUGUGCGGAUUAGGAAGUCUUUCCUUUUAAUCAGUAGACGUCUCAAACAUGUCUCUUGUUUAGCUGUAUGCAACAAAAAAAGAUGGAGCUUCAGGCCCCGAUGCGUAGAUCAUGGAAACGUUCAAAUUCCACGAUCACAAUCAGCUCUGGGAUUAGUUUUUUUCCUUUUUUUUUUUUUUUUGAGUACAAGCCAGAAUUGGCCACAAUGUGAAAGCAGUACAAUAAAAACAUGGAAGUACAGAUGAUACAAGGCCGGUGAUUAUUGCCAUGUUUUGUUCAUGGCCUGUAAACCACACUGUUAACAUUGGCACUCGUUUCUCAUGCUAAUCCAUAAUGUAAAAUCAGUAUGGCGCGCAUGCAAAAUUAUAUUCCAGCAUGAGCCACAUUUCUUUCGCUGUCUGGCUUCACAUCAUAUCAUACAAAGAGGAAAAUGUGACGUCUAAAUCUCUCCAUUUUUAAUGGUUGUUUUGCUAGCACAUGCGACAUUUGGAAUGCCCGAUUUGAUGUCGACGUUAAUGGUGCAUAAUACUUUAAAUCGAGUUGAUGCGCGAUUCUGUGAAGGGGAAAUUGAAGUAUGAAAUGUUCUCUUUGCACUGGGUUUAAUAUGUUUGCUGUAUAGAAUUUGAAAUCAAAACGUCCUUACUUUUAAAAGGGCUGUCUUCUUUUUUUUUUUAAGUUUUAUUUUAUAUAAAGAGUUGAGGAUUUAUUUGCUUUAUUUACCUUGGUCGAGCUACGUCUCUAAGCUGUGAUGAUUAAAAAAAAAAAAUUCUUAUCUCCACACAUGAUCAGUGCAUUUUAAUGGAAAGUACAGGAUAUUCUCAACAUUUCAUUUUCAAGAUGAAAAUGUGAAUAACUACACAUCCAAGGCAAACAACAUCAAAUGGGCUUCAUGUUGAAAAAUGAUUAAUUUAUUUAGUCAGAAGUCCAUUGCCUCAGUUUUGGUAUGGAUUUGUGAUGCUCGGGACAGCACCGCAAAUGCUAAUUUGCUGAAGUGUAUGAUCUACACAUUUAAAAUGAAUCAUUUUCCUGUCAAAAAUGUCGCUCCAAGGCGCAUUGACUCUCAACUGAUUUGUAGCAGAAUUCUCAUCAUUUAAUGCUAACUUUAUGCCAAGUUUAGCUAACAAGCAAUUUGAUCAAUAUGAACAUCUCCCGCUCUUCCUCGGAAGGCAUCUUUGUGUAACGUUUUUGCAUUAUGAAUGUGACUAAUUGAGAAUGACCCGGCGAAUCUAUUACAAGAUCAACUUCGAUCAAUCCAAGAAAAGGUUCUCCUUACAGCCAGAUUAGCCGUUUUACUGCAGAGUAUAACGGGAAUUUGUGGUUUUGUCUGUGCUGGGAAAAAUGACAAACCAACCCCCACCCCAGCCCGUUUUUUUUUUUUUAUGUAGAUGUUUAUACAACAUGUAGUUUUGUUGCGAGCGAGAUCUUGAAUGUGAUCUUUCCCUACAUCUGUUGUACAUUAAAGCCACACACAAUACAUUUUUCGUCAUGACACAGUAGAAUAAUAUCAAGUACGUCGUACAAUAUUUACCACACGGUUCCUUUGUGGCCGAAUUCAUCUUUCCAAGUGUGUCCUCGGAGGGUUGAAGUUCACUUGGAGAAGCAACAUUCUGAAAAAGUCCUUCUUGUUCUUCUUCGCCAGCAUUUUGUUCCCACUUUAAUUAGCUGUGACACACAAAGAACAUCAGAGGGGCAUUUCUUUGGAGUCAUGCAAUAACUCUGAGGCUUUUGGUUAUAAUUAUGUGCAGUGAGGUUGGGGUGGCGGGACAAAAAGGACACAUAACAUUUGAGGAUUGAUACAAAGGACAUUUUCUCAAGCGGCAUAAAUAAAUUCUGAGAAGGAUUUUUCCCACUCAUUCACAAUCUGUUUGGCAGGGACAUUUUGUAGACGUAGUUCUUUUGUUUGUCUAUUGUUUUCUUUUUGGAAUAUUUUGGGUGGUCUGUACAUGCUUCUGUACUAUUUUAUGAUGGAAUUUGACAAAAUAAACACGUAAUAAACACA